UGUUUAAACGACCCUGAGACGUGUGCUGCUGACCUCUUGACCAGGCCACCCUUGGAAAAGCGAUCUUGACCUCAGUGGGCUCUCUGUGCUGAAAUAAAGGAGAGUGAUUGAUGUCUGCUGCAUCCUGAACGGUUGUUAGAAAACUGUGAAAUAAGAAAUCCUUCAGCAGAAGGAAAACAAGAAGCUGAACAAUAAUUAACUUCAUGAAACCAAGUUAAAGAGCAGAUUUCAGAACUCAGUUAGAGCCCAUGAAGAAAACUGAAGGUUUUGUUGAAGCUGCAGUGUUUCAGGACAGAUGUCAGGUCUUUAUGAGGACCAGAGGAGCUUCACCUCCUCAGGAGUUCUAACGUCGUUACACACAGAAGAAAGAAAAGUGAUUGUGAAGCAGAAUCUGUUGGUUUCUUCAGCUGCCGGAGCAGAAGGCUGUCGGCUGAUCAAUAUUUGUCUGAACGAGGUGAUCAGAUUAUUCCAGCUCAUUAGGCUCUGUUUGCUUUACUAAGUGCUGGACCGGGUCAAUCAGAACCACCAGCAGCUCACAUUAAAGUUUCCACUUCCUGUUUGGAGCKGUUUGAACUUGUUCUGKUCGUCCAAUCAGGCGCAGGUGGUCUGCAGCAGAGGAUGAGUGGAGGGUGGAGUUGAGCUGAUGCUGGUGGGCUAUAAAAGGAGGACACCCCCUUCCCUCGGCCUCACACCACCCAGCUCUUCCUCUUCAUCAGUCACCUCCUCUUCAUCUCCUCCAGCUCCUCAGCAUGGCGGCUCCUUGGCUCCAGUCCUUGUCCCUGCUGGUCUUACUGGUGGUCUCGUGGCCCGGCUCCCAGGCCCAGUCUCCCUCGCAGCACCUGUGCGGCUCUCACCUGGUCGACGCGCUCUACCUGGUCUGUGGAGGCCUCUUCUACAACCCCAAGAGAGACGUGGACCCCCUGCUGG
Molecule: messenger RNA, 927 nt
Organism: Austrofundulus limnaeus
Lineage: Eukaryota; Metazoa; Chordata; Actinopteri; Cyprinodontiformes; Rivulidae
Product: insulin
Cellular component (GO): extracellular region
Molecular function (GO): hormone activity
Source: RefSeq, a predicted model, not a curated record